Messenger RNA from Danio rerio (zebrafish), 1869 nucleotides. It is a transcript of the gene cyb5r3, whose product is annotated as cytochrome b5 reductase 3. Lineage: Eukaryota; Metazoa; Chordata; Actinopteri; Cypriniformes; Danionidae. The record is from RefSeq and is marked provisional. Gene Ontology annotation, cellular component: endoplasmic reticulum membrane; mitochondrial outer membrane. Gene Ontology annotation, molecular function: cytochrome-b5 reductase activity, acting on NADH; oxidoreductase activity.
GUCACUUUGACAAGGCUGCUAACUUUCUAGUAAAGCUAUUAUUAGCCUGUAAGUGUUAUUAUCAUUCAGUGAUACUUGACAGAGUACCGUAAACACCACAGGAGAAAAUGUCUUUCAUCUUUAACCUCAUCACUGGUAGCUGUCAAUUCGUGCUUGAUUUUCUCCGAAGACUCUUUGGUUUUAAGUCGAGACCAGCCAUCACCCUUGAAGAUCCCGAUGUAAAAUACCCAUUGCGUCUUGUUGACAAAGAGAUUAUAAGCCAUGACACAAGAAGAUUUCGAUUUGCUUUAAAAUCACCCGAUCAUGUUCUUGGACUUCCUAUUGGUCAACACAUCUACUUGUCUGCCAAAAUUGAUGGCAACCUUGUGGUGAGGCCUUACACGCCGGUGUCUAGUGAUGAUGAUAAGGGCUUCGUGGAUCUAGUUGUCAAGAUAUACUACAAAAAUAUCCAUCCAAAGUUUCCAGACGGAGGCAAGAUGUCCCAAUACUUGGAGAGCCUUCGCAUUGGUGACACAAUUGAUUUCAGGGGACCAAGUGGACUGCUGGUUUACAAAGGCAAAGGAUCGUUUGCAAUCAGGCCAGAUAAGAAAUCAGACGCUGUGAUAAAAACUGCUAAACAUGUUGGCAUGAUUGCUGGGGGAACAGGCAUUACUCCCAUGCUCCAGAUCAUCCAAGCAGUCAUGAAAGAUCCAAAGGAUGACACAGUGUGUUACUUACUCUUUGCAAACCAGACAGAAAAAGACAUUCUCCUACGCCCUGAGUUGGAGGAGAUCAUGGCCAAUCACCCGACACGGUUUAAGCUGUGGUACACCGUCGACAGAGCACCAGACGGUUGGGAGUACAGUCAAGGCUUCAUCAAUGAAGACAUGGUGAGAAAGCACCUUCCUUCACCCGGAAACGAAACACUCGUCUUGAUGUGUGGACCUCCUCCCAUGAUUCAGUUCGCCUGCAACCCAAGUCUGGACAAGGUGGGCCAUUCCAAUGACAGGCGCUUCAUGUUCUAGAUGGUUCUACAGGGGAAUCAUCUGAAACCGAACAGAUUAAGCUUUAACAUAUUGCAAAUAAAUCCAGCCAAGCUACUACCUGGCUAUUUAUAUAGUCCAAAAGAAUUGGAAGGGUGCAAAAUAUAUGAGCUGUUUACCUGAGAAGCCUCCGCAUGCAGAAAUCUGUUAUUGCCAAUCAUUAUGUGUUUUAUGCCUUAAAAGCAAACAAAAACAGUUGCUUUCAUUAUGUGAGCAGGUGAUGUUAGAAUGAAAUCACUCAAUAUGAUUCACUUUGCUUUAUUUAUGCAUCUUAAAAAACACCUAUAUUUGUGGAUCAUUAUUAUUAUUUUAGUUUGCGGUGUUGCACAUUUUUCCAUCAACAGCAACAAGCUGUUUGUUAAACAGACAAGGUUUCUGUUCAUUAGUUUUACACUAUGCACAUUACUGUAAUCUUGUGACAGUGGAGACUGGUUUUCUUCCGUUUAACAUGUGUAUUUGUCUUUAUUCUGGUCCAUCACAAUAGUUUGUCUCCCUUAUCUCAGUCAGUUUAUCAGUCCGUUAGGGGAAAAAUGCAAUUGGGAGUUUGAGAUGAGAGAAAGAAACUAACAAAACACCAACAACCAGAUGGUUAUCUUUGUUAGGCUGAAGUGAACAAAUCAAGAUGUCAUCUAACAAUAUUCAGUCUGUCCUUUGCAUUAAGUGCCUUUCUGUCAACACAGUUGCAUUAAGUUUGAUUCACUUCUAGUCUAUCAUUCCAUACAGGUCAUGCUCAUAUUUUUAUUCCACUGCCUGUUUGCAGUUCAUGUUACUUGUGUGCAUGGACAAUAAAUAAAAAUAUUUUGCUAUAAUAUUACAUUAAUCAAUAAAAUAUAAACUUGAGUUUGCA